AGUGCUUACUCCUCGGAUUGUGCAACAAUCGUCUAUGGCGGAUGUCGGACUUCAGUAUGGAGCCAUCUGCACAGCCAUGGAGAUGUACAGGUAUCUAUUUAGUCCACGAGCUCUUGCUUUGUCCGGUCUGGAUGCUCGAUUUUUCUGUUUAGAUGCUCAAAUCUUAGAUCCUCAAACCGACAAAUUGAGCAAUGGCUGACAAUCCCACCUCCGGCCUUGGCCCGCUGCUCUCACCCGAAGCCUCUAUCGUUCUGCCCGAUGAUGCCGACUUUGCCAAGUAUACAGAUCGCUGGAGACAAUGGCACGCGCCGGACGUCGCUGCGGUAGUGCGAGUUGCCACUGAGGCAGACGUGCAGCAGACAGUACGCUUUGCUGCCCAGCAUGACAUCCCUUUCGUGGCGAGGGCCGGGGGACACGGGGCAACCGAGUCUUUAGGGACGGCAAAGAAGGCAAUCCAGCUUGAUCUCCGCUCCCUCAACCAGGUCAAAGUGUUAGAGGGCGGCACAACAGCCAUCAUCGGCGGCGGUGCCGACGCGAAGCACGUUGUCAAUGAGUUGGAGAAGGUGGGAAAGCGAGCAGUGACCGGCGUGUGCGAGAACGUGGGCAUUUCCGCCGUCAUCUUGGGAGGAGGUCACGGAUACCUGCAGGGAAAGUACGGUCUCGCAGCCGACCAGGUCAUCUCAGCACGCCUUGUUCUCGCCAAUGGCGAGUUGAUCACCGUGUCGGAAAUCAGCCAUCCAGACUUGUUCUGGGCACUCAAAGGCGCGGGUCACAACUUCGGCAUUGUCACAGAGUGGGAAUACCGCGUCUACGACGCUCCGGCUCACAAGUACUCUUACCAAACGUUCAUCUACUCGGGAGACAAGCUAGAGGCCUUUUUUGAACUUGCCAACCGCAUGCUUCAAGGUCAGCCGGCAGAGGUCACACAGUGGACAUACCUCGUCGGGAUUCCGCCGAUUGAUGCUGAUCAUCCCGUCAUUUUCUUCUGCCUCGUUUAUGACGGUCCGGCCGGUGCAGCGAAGGAAUACGCCGCCCCGUUCCACUCAAUCGGACCACUCUCCGCCCAAGCCGGGGAGGCCACUUACCACGAGCUCGCCGUCCUCACCUUCCAAGACGCGGACGGCCUCGGUUGCGCGUAUGGCUCUACCUCGCUGCGCUUCCCAACCGUUCUCGAAUCCUACAACCCCUCGGCCCUGCGCAAGGUUUACGACGACUUCGACGCCACCUUGCGACAAGUCCCCGAGCUCGCCCGCACAAUCUGGCUCAUCGAGGGCCACGCCGUCCAGGCGGUGCAGGCGGUCGACCCGAACUCGACUGCGUUUCCGCAUCGGAGUGAGAAUGUACUGAUCUCGCCGUUCAUCAACUAUAAGCCCGACCCGGCUCUGGACGAGGUGGCGCAGGCGCUUGGGCGGAGGACAAGGCAGUAUUUGCUAGAUGGGAGCGAUGACCCGACCCAGCUCAGAGCCUAUGUCAACUAUGCGCAUGGGGAUGAGCCGCUUGGGGCGGUGUAUGGGUGGGAGGACUGGAGGUUGGAGAAGUUGCGGGGGCUGAAGAAGAAGUAUGACCCGGAGUAUCGGAUGCGGUAUUAUGUCCCUAUACUGUGAGGGUGGUUGGAGAUUUGGUUGGAAAUUUGAAGUAGUGGAUCUCUUGAAGGGAGUCACGCCCUGUCCGACCUGGCUAGGGUGAUUCCUCGGUGGAGGAGUUGCCCAAGGGGCACAGGGACGCUUUUGGAAUAGGUCCUGCGCUGGGGAUUCGGCACAUCUGGGUCGAAUCGCUCUGCAUCAAACAAAACGACGAGACCGACUGUCUCGAGCAAUCACCCAGUAUGGCAUCGAUAUACAGCAAUGAACGUUGCAGCAUCGCAGCGACAAUGGGCAUCAGAUGGGACCCAGGGUUUUUCAGCGAGAGAGACCCUUUCACGGUCGAGGGGACCACGCUUGAAUCAAG
Parathielavia appendiculata is the source of this 1947-nucleotide messenger RNA. Its product is annotated as FAD-binding domain-containing protein. Lineage: Eukaryota; Fungi; Ascomycota; Sordariomycetes; Sordariales; Chaetomiaceae. Gene Ontology annotation, molecular function: FAD binding. The transcript has 4 exons. The coding region runs from base 192 to 1604 and encodes 470 amino acids. The record is from RefSeq and is a predicted model, not a curated record.